GCGGUCCUCGGCCGAAUGGUGAUAACGGCGCGGACGUCGGACGACUCGUGAGCGUGACUCGGGACGAGUGAAAAUCGGAGAGAUCGACGUUGUAAAACGUUUCGCGUCUCAUUGUUUCCUACCUAUUUCCUUCCGUUCACUCACCACUGUUACGGUUGUCAGUAGCCACGACCUACCAAAAUCAGUAGCGAAUCACAAUUUAUUCGCGUUGACGUGCGAUCCGAUCGUACGAUUUCAUCUCCCAUCUCCCAAAAUUGGUUUCAGAACGUCGCGGACAGCUCGACCAGUGGCUGACAUUCCGACCACCGUUGGACACAGUUGAUAGUUUUAAAGGGUAAAAACGAAUCGACCGGUUUUUUCACGUCGUUUGUCAUGGCUCGGGGACAACAGAAAGUGCAGUCGCAGGCCAAGGCCGCCGAAAAACAGGCCAAGAUGAAGAAGCAACAGGGUCAUAGCGCCAACGAACAGAAAAAAGCUGCACAGAAGGCGUUGAUUCACGUUUGCACCGUUUGUAAAGCUCAAAUGCCAGAUCCUAAAACGUAUAAACAACACUUUGAAAAUAAACACCCUAAAAAUGAUAUGCCUGAAGAACUGAAAGCUGUUUCAUGAAAGUGUAAUGAUUGAUUAAAUUGUAUUUAAUCACGUGUAAAAACAAAUGAAUACCUAAACUAUAAGUAAUAUUAAAGUUUUUUAAAUGAUUGAUGUUUUUUUUUUACAGUGUAUGAAUUUAUCAGUUUUUUUCUUUGCCUUUAGGUAAUUAAAUCUAUAGUACUUUA
Messenger RNA from Aphis gossypii (cotton aphid), 776 nucleotides. RefSeq names its product zinc finger protein 706-like. The record is from RefSeq and is a predicted model, not a curated record. The coding region runs from base 373 to 609 and encodes 78 amino acids. The transcript has 3 exons. NCBI's taxonomy places the organism in Eukaryota, Metazoa, Arthropoda, Insecta, Hemiptera, Aphididae.